Molecule: messenger RNA, 2318 nt
Organism: Cornus florida
Lineage: Eukaryota; Viridiplantae; Streptophyta; Magnoliopsida; Cornales; Cornaceae
Product: probable protein phosphatase 2C 51
Exons: 5
Coding region: 1295-2155 (286 amino acids)
Source: RefSeq, a predicted model, not a curated record
UUUAGUACAUUUCUAGAUAGAUUGUGUGGUCUAAUUCGUGAGUUUACUAGGUAUAGUUGGAAACAGAGAAGUUUUCGGAUAAAUUAUCUUCUAUCAUGAUGGUCUUGAAGUUUUACAUACAAUCAUCAUUGUUUCAAAGUCUAGGUCUUUCUCUAUUUGCUUCCUGGGAUUGUCGUCGAUUCCUGUUCCUGGGAUUUUUGAGGUAAGUUUGUUCCAAUUUUGUUUUUGCAGUUUAUAAGAAUAUCUAACAUGUCGAUGAUGUUUUUUCUUGGUUGUUCACGGUUGCUGUUUGGUUUAAUAAUCAUAUGGUAAAAUAAACUUGCUAUUUUAUUUCUGUUUAGCACAUUUAUUUGUAUUCUUAUAUAGAUUGAAAAAAAAUUGAUUAUUUUUUUUUUACUCAAAUUGUUUUCAACACUCAAAUUCAUUAAAAACUAAAAAUUUCUAGAAGUGACUUGUUUUCAAUAUUUUAUAAUCUUUAUGUUGAAAAUUGCAAAACCAAUACUAAAUUGGCCCUUGAUUCUUGACCAUCCCUUAAGUUAGUCACCACUUACAGGAAGAUCUUUUGCACAAUAUAAUUGUGUCAGUUUUACAAAAGCCUCGAUCCAUGUGUAAUAUUAGAGUGACAAUUUUACUCAAUGCCUUUUGUGCUAUAUUUCUAUCAAUUUUGAUUACUUCUCACAUCUCUUGGUAUGUCACUGGGUAUUUGAAUUCAUUUUACUUUUAAUAUGUAAUAAUACCUAUUCCUGCUAGACUUUGUUUUCAUACAUUAGAAAAGCAACUUAAUGUUCUUGUGAAUCAAGCGAAAUCUGAGUUUUAUCUUGAAAGAAAUAUGGAACAAUAACAUGUUUGAUUGACAGCCUUCUUGAAUAAAAUAUAUUGAAUUAAGAGCUGGAAUGAUGUGCUUUACUUAGAUGUAUUGUGUUUCUUAAUUUUUGUAAAAAUAGACAUAUAAAAAUCUAGGAUUCUACUCAGGAUAUGGAUGAAGAAUGUCGGGCAUUAUUUUCUUUCAAGGCAUUACACAAUUCCGUAAUUGUUAGCUUACGUGCAAUUUCCAUUGGACGACAACCAAUUGUUAACCAAAUGGAAUACAUCAUAUAUACAAGUUUGGUUCCGUUCAAUUAGUUGCCCCAAAUGUAAAAUUCCUUACACUGUUAUUUCACGUGUAGUGUCCUCUUAUUUCAAUUAUUUAUUCUCUUUCAAUUCUCCAUCUCUCUACUUACAAAAUGCUGAGUACGUUCUUUUUCUGUCUUGUCUGUAUCUUUUUUAGGAGUCAAGUUCUAUCACCAAAUUAGAGAUGGAAGGAUUCAAGAUAGUAUUGCUCUUAUUAGCAGCUUCUCUCUUUGCAAUUCCAUCUUCCUUUGGCAUAUCUGAACCAUGUAAGAUGGUUUAUACUGAAGAUGGUCUUCGUGCUAUUCUUCAAUCUCCAGAAUGUUCUGAUUGGAUUAUCUGUAAACUACCUUUUAAAAACCAGACUAGGAAUUGCCAAUUUUUAUAUAUGCAUGGACGAGAUGAUCAGAAAGAUGAUGAUCGGCUUUCAUGUAACCUUGAUUGGCAGAUCCUAUUCCCUGGUAAAAAUGGGCAUGAAGAGGUCAGGGCUGGUGUGGUUGCAGUAUUUGAUGGUCCUAAUGGUUACGAAGCCAGUGAGAUGGCUUCUAAACUUUUAUUGGAUUAUUUUUCAUUGCACUCUACAUUUAUUGCCGACAAGGGAAUGUUACAAUUUGAGGAAGAAAAUGUCAUGGUUGCUGAAGAACCUAACAAAGAUGAAAAACCAGAUCAGUAUAAUUCAAUUCUUGUGAGUUCUAAUGGAAGCCCAUCUGUUUCAUCGGAUGAAUCAAGACAUAUGGGAAUUUUGAAAGAAGCACUGUUGAGAACAAUUCGAGAUAUUGAUUUAGCAUUCUCUGAGGCAACUGUCACAAAGAAUCUUCGUUCAGCUUCUACAGCCACCAUUGUAGUUAUGGUACACGGUCAUAUGUUAGUUGUCAGUGUUGGUCAUCCCAAGGCCCUGCUUUGCUCUGAAAAAGUUCAUUCUCAUGAAGAGAUGGAAGGAGGGUUAAAGGGCCUGAGAACUAACAGAAUGAGGGUCAAGUCAAGUGCAAUACUGCAGUCCGCACAGAUCAAGUGCCCUAAGCACAGUGGCUUAAUUCUGAAAACAUGAAUGCCAUAGAUCAAAACGAAGAAAGGCAUUGUCCAGCCAUCUGUACAACCAUGCCCUUUUCUAUAAUCAUGGUGAUCAAAUUAGUUUGGCAAUAUUAUAGAGCAUUGACGUAACUAUUAUGCAACUGUAAUAAAUUAACAGUUCAUAUUAUGGAGAGUUACUA